AUGCAAGAACUACGCCACAGAAUGCAAGACUUAGAGCGCAGACUAGCAGAAAGAGAGCGCGACCAACGCUCCCUAGAGCGGAGCCCCACCCGCUCCCGUUCAAGAAGCCGUUCGAGGUGCACGCCAAGCCCCCAAUGCGAGUCGGUGAGCACCGAGGAACGGAUACGCCCCAGAAGAAGAAGUCGCGACCCCAUUAUCUACGCUCGACACGAAAGGCGGCGUGCGUCGAACAGAGGCAACGAGGAACCCUACCGCGAGAACAAUGAGUUGAGAAGAACUGCCCGAGGACCUGUCAUAAUAGGAGCGACCCCUUUCCACCGCUCUCCCGCCUACAACCAAUCCCGGCACUUCGAAGCCAGAGAAAGACCAAAGGAACACGCCAAGGACGGCGGUCCGAGCAAACCAUCCAAACCGUUCCCCCGAAUCGGAAGGUUCACCAACUACACCCCCCUUACGGCAUCGAUCACUGAAGUCUACCAACAGAUAGCAGAAAAGGGGAUACUGUCGAAGCCCCGACCACUGAAGGACAGGACAGGAGGGAACAAGAACCUUUACUGCGAGUACCACAAGGGUUACGGGCACAAGACCCAAGACUGCUUUGACCUAAAGGACGCCCUCGAGCAAGCUAUCAGGGACGGCAAACUCGCCGAUUUCUCCCACCUUAUAAGGGAACCAAGGAGACGCAACCGGGACAACGACAACGAGGACAGAUCCCGACCAACAAGACGACGACAGGAGCCAGAGGGUGACGACCACGGUCUCACGGUGGUAAAUGUGGUGACGGCCAGGAAUACCGCCCCGAGGUCGAAAUCGGCGCAGAAGAAAGAUGCCAAGGUCUUGGCGAUCUCCGCUCUACCUGGUAGAGUGGAAGUUUACGUAGAUGACAUACUCGCCAAAACCGCCCGACCUGACGAUCUCCUGAGUGACCUUAACGAUGUUUUCUCGUCCCUACGACAACACGGCAUGAGGCUUAAUCCGCUCAAAUGCGCGUUCGCCAUGGAGGCCGGAAAGUUCCUAGGCUUCAUGAUCACUCAAAGAGGAGUGGAAGCCAAUCCCGAAAAAUGCCAAGCUGUCCUUCAAAUGAAGAGUCCGGGUUGCAUCAAAGACGUCCAAAGACUCGCUGGGAGAUUGACAGCUUUGUCCCGUUUCCUCGGCGCAUCGGCGGCAAAGGCCAUACCUUUCUUCAACUUAAUAAGAAAGGGAAUGACGUUCGAAUGGACACCAGCGUGCGAAGAAGCAUUCAACCACUUCAAGCAAAUCUUAGCGGCACCACCAGUCCUCGGGAAACCCAGAGCCGGAGAACCACUCUACCUCUAUCUAUCAGUAACCGAGGAAGCGCUUGCCGCGGUCCUCGUUACAGAAGAAGCGAGGACACAACAGCCCGUCUACUUCGUGAGCAGGGCACUCCAGGGACCAGAGCUGAGGUACAGCAAACUGGAAAGACUGGCGCUGGCGCUCCUAGUAUCCUCCCGAAGGUUAAGACAAUACUUCCAGAGUCACCGUAUAGUUGUGAGGACAGAUCAGGCGAUUCGGCAAAUACUGCAAAAACCUGAUUUGGCUGGAAGGAUGAUGACCUGGGCCAUCGAGCUCUCACAAUAUGAACUACAGUAUGAGCCCCGACAUGCAAUCAAGGCACAGGCAAUGGCUGACUUCUUGGUGGAGGUAACGGGCGAUCCCCCCGAGAAAACGGGGUAUGGUGAAGGAGCCAACGGUCGCCCUCCACCUGACGGGGGCGAGCCCCUCAUGGCUGGAUCCCAUCACCACCUUCCUAGAACUCGGCAAGUUACCCGAAGAUGA
Messenger RNA from Arachis ipaensis, 1797 nucleotides. NCBI's taxonomy places the organism in Eukaryota, Viridiplantae, Streptophyta, Magnoliopsida, Fabales, Fabaceae. The record is from RefSeq and is a predicted model, not a curated record.